GCUCACCUGAGAGACAACCUGCAUCCUCCCUACCUACGCUACAUCAUCCACCCAUCCAUCGAUCCCACGCCGACAAAGAAGAGAGAGGAGAAACAGAGAGAAGAGAUCAGCAACAGACAGACAGACAGACAGACAUGCUCUCCAAAGUACAGAGAUCCUUCAGACCUGCGUCUGUUACGCUGAGACGACUCCACCAGUCAGUCCUGGAUGUGGUAGAUCAUCCAGCCUCAGAGGACAGUGUGACAGACAGUUUUGGCAGGUUCAUCCAGGGUGUCCAGCCCCACCAGCUGACCCCCACUGUGCUCCACCGCAGUAAGAGAAUGGUCCUAGACUCCAUCGGAGUGGGACUACUGGGCAGCACCACACAUGUCUUCCAGCUGGCCCUGCAACACUGUCAGCACAUGUACGGUCCUGAUGACAUCAGCAGUGUGUACGGACGCAGAGGAACCAGACUCUCCCCAACCCUGGCUGCCUUCGUCAACGGAGUGGCUGCCCACUCAAUGGACUUUGAUGACACCUGGCAUCCUGCCACUCACCCGUCAGGGGCAGUCCUUCCUGCCCUGCUGGCAGUCAGCGAUAUGCUGCCCAGUAACAGCAAGCCUAGUGGGCGGGACUUCCUGCUUGCGUUCAAUGUGGGUAUAGAGAUCCAGGGACGACUGAUGAGAUUCUCCAACGAGGCUCACAACAUCCCCAAGAGGUUCCACCCCCCUACUGUUGUGGGUACUCUGGGUAGUGCAGCAGCCUGCGCCCGCCUCCUUUCUCUGGGACACUCCCAGUGUAGCCACGCCCUGGCCAUCGCUGCCAGCCUAUCAGGAGCCCCCAUGGCUAACGCCGCCACCCAGUCCAAACCCCUCCACAUCGGCAACGCAGCGCGGCUGGGGCUUGAAGCGGCUCUACUGGCCUCUAGAGGUCUGGAGGCCUCACCCAGGGUCCUGGAUGACACCGCCGGGGUCGCAGGGUUCAGCGCCUUCUACGAGGACUACGCCCCACAACCUUUGGCCUCCCCAGAGGAAGAGGGGUUGCAGUUCCUCCUAGAGAACCAGGAUAUAGGGUUUAAGAGGUUCCCGGCCCACCUGGGGAUGCACUGGGUGGCCGACGCUGCUGCCGCCGUACACAAACUGCUGCUGGGGGAGCAGGGGUCAGGGGUCGUAGGUCAGGUCCAGGACAUCCUGCUCAGGGUUCCCCGCUCCAAGUACAUUGAUCGUCCGUUCCCGGAGUCGGAGCAUGAGGCCAGACACUCCUUCCAGUUCAACGCCUGCUCUGCCCUGCUGGACGGAGAGGUCACCGUGGACUCAUUCUCCCAGGAAGCACUGCAGCGCCCCGACCUCUACUCCCUGCUGGGGCGUGUCCACGUUGAGCAUCCCCAUGACAACCCCGCUAACUUUGACCGCAUGUACGGCGAGGUGCAGGUGACGCUGGUGGGCGGGGACGUCCUGAACGGACGCUGUGAUACUUUUUAUGGUCACUGGCGUAACCCUUUGACCAAUGAGAGCCUGAGGAAGAAGUUCCGUAGCAACGCUGGGGCGGUCCUUCCCAGAGAGAAGGUGGAGGGUCUGAUAGAGGCAGUAGAGGGACUAGACCGACUGGAGGACUGCUGUCCUCUGCUGGAGCAGCUACAGUGAUGACACACAGAGCUACAGGGAUCACACGCAGAGCUACAGGGGUCACACACAGAGCUACAGGGGUCACACACAGAGCUACAGGGGUCACACACAGA
Oncorhynchus nerka (sockeye salmon) is the source of this 1717-nucleotide messenger RNA. Its product is annotated as cis-aconitate decarboxylase-like. The transcript is spliced from 6 exons. Lineage: Eukaryota; Metazoa; Chordata; Actinopteri; Salmoniformes; Salmonidae. Gene Ontology annotation, cellular component: mitochondrion. Gene Ontology annotation, molecular function: aconitate decarboxylase activity. The record is from RefSeq and is a predicted model, not a curated record. Gene Ontology annotation, biological process: defense response. Bases 135 to 1622 code for a protein of 495 amino acids.